This is a messenger RNA of Mesitornis unicolor (brown roatelo), 1116 nucleotides long. Its product is annotated as poly(A) RNA polymerase GLD2-like. The transcript is spliced from 10 exons. Lineage: Eukaryota; Metazoa; Chordata; Aves; Mesitornithiformes; Mesitornithidae. Gene Ontology annotation, molecular function: poly(A) RNA polymerase activity. The record is from RefSeq and is a predicted model, not a curated record. The annotation marks the transcript as partial. Gene Ontology annotation, cellular component: cytosol.
AUGUUCCCAAAUUCCUCCAACUUGGAUUGUCCACCCUUCCCUCCAAAACAUCAUCAACAAAGUAAUUUCUUCAAUAAGCUUCCUCUAACUAUACCACUUACUAUUCUUUUUCACCAGCAAAUUAUUGAUGCUCAGUUUAACUUUCAGAAUGCAGCAGAAGUACAGCCUUUCAGUGGGAACCUUGCAACUAUUCCAGCUGUUAUACUGCAGCCCUUGACUUAUGGAAAUGGCAGUCCAGUGUAUAUGUUUGCAGCCCCCAUGUCAUUCCAAGGGAGAAAGAGGCUAAGUGAACGAAGUGUUCCAUAUGAUGCUAAACGGCAGCGGUUUCAUUCACCUCAAGCAACUGUAGUUAACCAAGCAGUGCCUUUACCAGAAGAAUGUUGGUAUUACUUCUCAGGACCAAUUCCAUCUCCGCUAUUCCAUGUGUAUUACCCACCAGAUUUAACUGGAUAUGUCCCUCUGUUGCAAGAUACUUCAUUUCCAGACCCUAUAGAAACCACGCUCCCUGUGGCAAAAGAUAAGUUAAGUCAGCAGGUUUUGGAGUUGUUUCAAGCAUGUCAGCAACAGGCCUGUGAUUUGAACAGAAAAGAGCUUUGCAGAAUGGAACUCCAAGGAGAAAUUCGGCGUAUUUUUCCACAGAGCAGACUCUUUUUGGUUGGGUCCUCACUGAAUGGAUUUGGCACUAAUAGCAGUGAUGGUGACUUGUGCUUGGUGGUUAAAGAAGAACCAGUAAAUCAGAAGACUGAAGCAAGGCUUAUACUCAGCUUAGUCCAAGAACUCUUCAGUACUGAACUUUCAGGCUACAUUGAACAAGCUCAGCUGAUUCAAGCAAAAGUGCCAAUAGUGAAGUUCAGGGAUAAAGUCAGCUGUGUGGAGUUUGACUUGAAUGUAAACAGUGUUGUAGGAAUAAGAAAUACAUUCCUUCUGAGAACUUACGCACGCAUUGAGAAUAGAGUUCGUCCGUUAGUACUGGCUGUUAAGAAGUGGGCGAGUUAUCAUGACAUAAAUGAUGCCAGUCGUGGUACUUUAAGCAGCUAUAGUCUUGUGUUGAUGGUUUUGCACUACUUACAGACCCUACCUGAACCCAUCCUUCCGUCCCUCCAAAAAAAUUACCCA